This is a messenger RNA of Fusarium coffeatum, 2415 nucleotides long. RefSeq lists its product as uncharacterized. The transcript is spliced from 2 exons. The record is from RefSeq and is a predicted model, not a curated record. Lineage: Eukaryota; Fungi; Ascomycota; Sordariomycetes; Hypocreales; Nectriaceae. Gene Ontology annotation, molecular function: small GTPase binding; actin binding. The coding region runs from base 1 to 2415 and encodes 804 amino acids. Gene Ontology annotation, biological process: actin cytoskeleton organization.
AUGAAUUCCAACGACUCCAGCAGCUUCGACCAGGUCCGAAGACCACGGCCAAAGUCGACCAUUUUCGAAGGCUUCAGACAUCGUCGUCAAGCCUCUACCGAUACCCAAUCCCUCCAAAAUCCCUUCGACGUACCCGUCUCUCCCAUCCACCCAAAGAUCAUGGCCUUCGAGAAUUACUCCAACCCCGGUGCGCUGGCGGAAUUGCAGUACAACCAGCAAACGUCUGCACCCCGUCUGCCACAGCCGCAGCAGCGACAGGACCGAGGCCGAUCGCAGUCGCCUACCAAGAACAGCUUUGGCAAUUUCACAAUCAUAACCGCCCCAGGCAAAGAAGCCAAGGCGUCCAAGUCUCGCGAUCCCUCCCCCACGAAACCAAAAAGACCAAAGUCUGCGACAAACCUUGCUGGUCUGCUCAAGCCCAAGACCUUGCGAAACCUGGGCAGAUUCAAUUCAGAAGACGAUGUCAACUCAUCCAAGGACAAAGAAAACCAAACACCCGAAGAGCCUAUGGCGCCUCCUGCACAAACACCUAUAUACUCUCAAUUCGCAUCCAGACCGCUCAUUGACCAAGCACAGAGCAGUCGCCGAAGUAUGGAUGAACCCAGGCCUCCCACUGCUCAAGACAGCUACAGCAGCAGUCGAGUUGCUGUCAAGGAGCGACCAAAGUCAUACCACCCCAUACUCGGCGGGAUGGAGCCACCGCCAUCACCCACCAAGCCACGCACUUCCAACGAUUCCCGCAAAGGAUCAAAGGAUUCGACUGAGGCUCGAAGUAGGACCGGUCGAGGUAAGGUCUUGAGCGUCUUUACUACAUUCAGCCACAAGCGGUCCAAGUCGACGUCAACCGUACCAGAGCCGACAACGCCAGCGCUCGACCCCAAGGACAUUGAUAAGCACUUGGAAGCCAUGUUGGAUCGGCGAAACAUCCCGGAGAACCAGAGGUACAAGAUGAGAAAUUUGAGCGACACAAUUAAGAUGGAGUUUAUCCGACAGGACUGGGCCGAAUCACAAGGUUCUCGAUCCGACAGGCCCUGCUCGACUGACAGCGCCAACAGUGGCUUGAUUAUGGAAGCAGCCACGCAAAACGAAGAAAAGCAGAAGCGAUCAAGAGGCAAAAGCUUCAACCUGUCGCGAGGCAGAAAAGAGUCCAAGGAGCCCAGUUCUCCCAUCAAGAAAUCAAAGGGCGAGGGAACACUGGGCCGCCAUUUUAGAAGCAAGUCCACAGACAGCGUCGUCAGCGAAGCUCCCUCCACUAGCUCCAUCUCCAACUCUGGCAUCCUCUCCAAGAUCAAACUCAACCAAGGGCCUGCCGACUACGUUGCGUACCUUAGAAAGGUCCAGAAACCACAGCUUGUCGAGGUUGGCAAGGUCCACAAGCUCCGCCUGCUUCUGAGGAACGAGACAGUGGCAUGGAUCGAAGACUUUAUCCAACAAGGGGGUAUGAAGGAGAUUGUAGAUCUUCUCAACCGUAUCAUGGAGGUUGAAUGGAGGGAAGAACAUGAGGACGCACUCCUUCACGAAAACCUGCUCUGCCUCAAGGCACUAUCGACGACAGCUCGUGCCAUGCAAUACCUGGACACAAUCCAGGCUGAUCUGUUCCCGAAGCUUCUUCACAUGCUUUUUGACCCUGAAAAGAAGGGUCCUAGUGAAUUCACCACCCGCAACAUCGUAACCUCGGUCUUGUUCACGUAUAUCGAGUCUGCUGCCCCAGCUGAACGUGUCACGCGGGCGCAGAGAAUUCUGGCUCACCUGAGAGAUCCUGAGCCCGACGAGAACCAGCGCCCUCUGCCAUUUGUCUUGGAAAUGAGACAGGAAAGACCAUACCGGGUUUGGAAUAAGGAGGUCGUCAGUGUCACUAAAGAGGUGUUCUGGAUCUUCCUUCACAACGUCAACGUCGUAUCCCUUCCUUCGGACCGCCCCUCGUCCGCUGAUCACGCCAAUGCUCCCUACAGCUACAUGCUUCGGCACUUCCCACAGGAGCGACCGCCGGUCCCAGCAGCACCAUAUGUGGGCGGAGUUGAAUGGGACGCGACUAACUACCUUGCCUCUCAUCUUGACCUCAUGAAUGCUAUUUUGGCUUGUACGCUGACCAUGGAGGAGCGCAAUAACCUUCGCGCGCAAUUCCGUAUUUCUGGAUGGGAGCGUUGUCUGGGCGGCAGUAUGCGCCUUUGCAAAGAGAAGUUUUAUGGCAGUGUGCACGACGGUCUUCGGACGUGGGUCGGGGCGGCAGUUGAAGACGGCUGGGAUGUCAAGGACGUGCGAUACGGCCCGCCCCCUGACGCUCGGACUUCGCCAAAGAAAACCGGAGGUCAAAAGAAACCUGUCGAGGCGGCGCCAAAGAUUGAGAUGCCGAAGCUCGAUUUUGGACUGGAUAAGCCUUCCACUCCGAGUAGAGAUAAGGAUGUGUGGCUGUGA